CAGCCCCCAGCCCAGAGCAGCAAGGCCUGGGCACGGCUCCAGGGGAGUCACGCGGCGUCCGGGUGCAAGCGAGUCUGCAGCGCUGCCCGCCUGCCUCCCCGCCGGAGCCCUCUGCCAGCCUCGGUGCCCCCACCCCUGUCUCGGCGGCCCUGAGCUUCGGCCCAGACGCUCUGUGCGGGCCGCUCGGUGCGCGAGCUCCACUCGGGCAGCUCAGAGGAGUGACAGGUCAGCGGGCCCGCGGCAUCCCGCAGCCAUAAACACUGGCAGCUCCUUGGCGAUCAAAGGGCAGCUGGAUGGUCUCUCCCUGCUCUGCCUCGGAGCGUGUCCAGCGGCAUGGAGGGCCAGGAGGAGCUGGUUCCUGAGCAGGGCCCGGAGCAGGAGCCCGGACAGAGGAAAGGGAGGCUGACGUGGGUGCUCCUGGUCACUACACUGGUGGCCACCUUUGGCUCGUCCUUCCAGUAUGGCUACAACGUGGCCGUCAUCAACUCCCCGGAGAAGGACAUGAAGAACUUCUACAACGAGACCCACCACGGGCGCACGGGCCAGUUCCUGAGUGAGUCUCGGCUGACGCUGCUCUGGUCUCUGUCCGUGUCCAUGUUCCCCCUCGGGGGCCUCAUCGGCUCCUUCCUGGUCGGCCCUUCGGUGAACAGAUUCGGCAGGAAAGGGACCUUGCUGCUGAACAACGUCUUCUCCAUCGGGCCGGCCUUCUGCAUGGGCCUGAGCAGGCUCGCGCGCUCCUACGAGAUGGUCAUCGUGGGCAGGGUCUUCGUGGGCAUCUGCGCAGGGAUCUCCUCCAACGUGGUCCCCAUGUACCUGGGGGAACUGGCGCCCAGGAACCUUCGGGGGGCGCUGGGCGUGAUGCCCCAGCUCUUCAUCACCAUCGGCAUCCUCAUCGCCCAGAUCCUGGGCAUCAGCUUCAUCCUGGGCAAUGACCAAGGCUGGACCACCCUCCUGGGGCUCACAGCCGUCCCAGCAGCGGUGCAGGUGCUCCUGCUGCCCUUCUUCCCCGAGAGCCCCAGGUACCUGCUGAUUCAGAAGAAAGACACAAGCGCUUCCAGGAAAGCUCUGCAGAGGCUCCGGGGCUGGGAGCACGUGGAGGAUGAGUUGGAGGAGAUCCGGCAGGAGGACGAGGCCCAGAAGGCGGCGGGCUCCAUGUCGGUGUGGAAGCUCUUCCUCACGCGCUCCCUGCGCUGGCAGCUGGUCUCCACCAUCUGCCUCAUGGGCGGCCAGCAGCUGUCAGGAGUGAACGCGAUCUACUACUACGCAAACGAGAUCUACAUUAACACGGGCAUAGAGCCAAGCUACGUCCAGUACGUGACGGUGGGCACUGGCGCCAUCAACGUGGUGGCCACGCUGGUCUCUGUGUUCGUGGUGGAGCGGCUGGGGCGUCGCGUCCUGCUGCUGCUCGGCUUCCUGCUCUGCGGCGGGGCCUGCUGCGUGCUCACGGCCGGCCUGGUCCUACAGGACACCGUCUCCUGGAUGAGUUACCUCAGCAUCACCUGCAUCUUCUUGUACGUCGUGGGACACGCCCUCGGACCCAGCCCCAUCCCCCCGCUGAUCAUCACGGAGGCCUUCCUGCAGUCCUCCCGGGCGCCCGCCUUCAUGGUGGGGGGCACCGUCCACUGGCUGUCCAACUUCACCGUGGGCCUGGUCUUCCCCUUCAUCCAGCAGUCCCUGGGCGCUUACAGCUUCAUCAUCUUCGCCUCCGUGUGCUUCCUCACCGCCGGCUACAUCUGCCUGGUCCUCCCCGAGACCAAGGGCAAGACGUUCGUGGAGAUCAGCCAGAUGUUCGCCAAGAAGACGCCGCCGGCCGAUGCUCUCCAGGACAAGGGGGAGCUCAGGGACCUGCCCCCUGCUCCUGUGGCCACUAGCUGAGGGGACCCAGGGGUAUCCUGGGCGGGUCGCCCUUGACUCUCCAGAAUGAGAGCAGGCCCUCGGGGCAGAAGGACCCCCGCAAGGACUGUCCCCCGACUCAGCGUCACAGUGGGGGCGAGAUGAAGGGUUAAGGAAUCCGAGGCCCCCUUCGGUGCCCCCGUGUCCUGGGGCCUCCGGCAGAAGCCGUCCUGCGCUGUGACCUGGCUCCGGAAACCCGCGUGGGGAGGUGUGAGGCCUCGGAAAUGGGGUCCAGAAAGCUGGGGCGGCAACAGGCGCUCAGGGAGACGCUGGCGGUCUGGACGGGGCAUCUGGCCGGGGGUGGGGAUGGCCGUGCCCGGGGCACCCAAUAAAACAUCUCUCCGCGCCACACUGGGCCACUUCCUGGGCUACAGCGGCCCACUCCAUCCCCGACCCCGACCCCGCCCCGCCAGAGUGCCAGUCCCUGGAGGGCAGGGGACAUGGUCUGUGCGGGACAU
Messenger RNA from Sorex araneus (European shrew), 2351 nucleotides. RefSeq names its product solute carrier family 2 member 5 (gene SLC2A5). NCBI's taxonomy places the organism in Eukaryota, Metazoa, Chordata, Mammalia, Eulipotyphla, Soricidae. The coding region runs from base 334 to 1875 and encodes 513 amino acids. Gene Ontology annotation, cellular component: membrane. The transcript is spliced from 12 exons. Gene Ontology annotation, molecular function: fructose transmembrane transporter activity. The record is from RefSeq and is a predicted model, not a curated record. Gene Ontology annotation, biological process: fructose transmembrane transport.